UUCACAUCGACGGACUGCAUAGUACCUAAGCGGCAAUAGAAGUGGUUUGCAUAAAUUAGGGACGACUCUCUGUUAAGGGAAAAUUGCCAGGCAAUACCGAACUCUAACAGAUAGCUCGUUACCGACGCUCGCCAGCCCCAAUGGAUCAGACACACUCGCGGGCCAUGGAGGCCCUCCAACCCUUCGUCCACCUGGCCAACUCGAAUAGCGCUACAUCGCCUAAAUUUGUCGCCAACCUGAUCACAAAUGCCACUUCGAGUCCGAACACCUAUGUAUUCGCAGAGCUACUAGAGAUGCCCACAGUCCAAGCCCUCCGGUCAAAGGACACCCCCGCGGAGUAUCAAGGUUACCUUACACUAUUGGAGAUCUUUGCCUGGGGUACAUGGCAGGAUUAUCAAACAACGCCGAAUCUCCCUCCGCUGAACGAUGAACAAACCCUAAAGCUCCGCCUUCUAUCUCUUCUCAGCCUAUCUGCAACCAUCAAGCCGCUUACAUACCAGACCCUCAUGGAUUCACUCUCAAUAGCAGCCCCCUCCGAGCUCGAAUCUCUCGUCACAACCGCCAUCUACUCCUCUCUUAUCACCGCCCGUCUCUCCCCGGCGACGAACCCUCCGACCAUCAAUGUGACUUCUGUCGCACCCUUACGGGACGUGAAGCCUCAAUCACUGACAACGAUGAUCUCAAUCCUCACACAGUGGGAGACCCGCUGCGGCGACGUUAUCAGCGACAUCGAGGCCGAAAUCGCCAAGAUCAAGACCGACUCGGCAAAACGGCGCGCGAAGGAGCAGGCUCGGUCGGUGUUAAUUGAGCAGACGUUGUCAAACUGGGGCUCAGAUGGGGGUGAGUCAAACCCCCGGUUUCCAGGAUCCAAAAAGCAAGGUUGGCACGGAGGUGUAAAGGGUGGUUCCUCAGGGUUCGUUGGCAAUAAGCGCGAGUUCAGCGGGGAUGACUUUGAUGAUGGAUACUGGGACAACGGUGCUGAUGGAGCCUAUGAUUCACAAUUUUCUACCUCGAAGAUGGAUAUUGACCAGGGCGCAGGAUCGUCCGUUACGGGAUCAGCGGGUGCUGGAGCUAGACACGCGAAGCGUGUUUUGGGGAGGAAAACCUAAUGUGAUGUGAUGAACUCAAGUGAUUACCAUCUCUUUCUCGGAUUAAGAAACACUCUAUGUCUUUUUGACUACUAGGUGGUUCAAGCAAGCACUACGUAC
This is a messenger RNA of Aspergillus pseudonomiae, 1208 nucleotides long. RefSeq lists its product as uncharacterized. The coding region runs from base 141 to 1109 and encodes 322 amino acids. Lineage: Eukaryota; Fungi; Ascomycota; Eurotiomycetes; Eurotiales; Aspergillaceae. Gene Ontology annotation, cellular component: COP9 signalosome. The record is from RefSeq and is a predicted model, not a curated record. The transcript is spliced from 2 exons.